GCUAUUGUUUGAUUUAUGAAAAACAAUUAGAAGCUGUAAGUUGCUUUCAAUACAUCUGUGAGGAAGUCUUAUCAAUUUUCUACUUCCCCAGCAGUCGUUCCAUCAAAGGUUUCCCAGACUCGUCGUUACCACUGUCCGCAUCCUGCGAGUAAACAGAGACACUGUCCCGGUAACAGAUACACUCCACAAAAUACUAACAAGGCGGGGUACUCGACUGAUCCUCCUAUCAUCAUCAUGCUCAUUAUGAGUCCGGCUCACAUCCUGUGCUUUGGCAAUUCAUUGACACAUGGGUGGCCAUCCAAUCAUCCAUACGCCCUUGCAUUGGAGGAUACUUUCCAAACCUCCUCGCCCUAUAUCUCGAUAAAAACAGAUGUUCGAGGAUUGCCUGGAGAUCAAGUUGUCAGUCCCCCUGGACACUACUUACCAAGACUAGAUAUCUUGUAUAAUGAGAUUGAAAUACCUUAUAGCUGGAUGGUCAUAUUAGGAGGCACGAACGAUCUGACUCAAAAUCAAGAUGUCGAUAUCGUCUUUGAGUAUCUGAUGAAAGUCUGGGAUUACGCCCUUGCUCGAGGAACUCAAGUCUUGGCAUUGACUAUCCCAGAAUGUGGUAGUUGUGGACCAGAACUCGACCAGCGAAGAGAUUACCUAAAUGGUAUGAUUCGUGCUCAUCAAGCUGAAAAUUUUCAUGUACUGGAUCUUCAUGAUGCUAUACCAUAUUGGAGAAUGCCAGAAGAGGAACGUAGACGAAUCUGGACCGAUGGCUUACACUUCACAGAAGAGGGCUAUGAUCGGAUGGGGGCUUUGAUUGGUGUUGAACUUCACAGAUUGAUGUCUGUUGAAGAAUCGAUAAAUGAACAAGGGCAAAAACCUCUGAUGCUCCAGAAUAGCUAGUAUCCCGAGGAGCGGUCGAUAGGUAUACAAUAUCUUGAUGAUCGAUGAGGCUAACGACUUGAGUCAAGAGGCUCAAAUGUAAAGAAAAUGCACCGUUAUAACUGAAAAGGGUA
Molecule: messenger RNA, 1004 nt
Organism: Botrytis cinerea B05.10
Lineage: Eukaryota; Fungi; Ascomycota; Leotiomycetes; Helotiales; Sclerotiniaceae
Exons: 3
Coding region: 235-891 (218 amino acids)
Molecular function (GO): phosphatidylcholine lysophospholipase A1 activity
Source: RefSeq, a predicted model, not a curated record